AUGGCUGCGGCAGGACUGCUAUCUGUCCGCGGAUUUCUGUUACUAGUGUUUCUGAAUGCAGUGACUGUCUCAGCAUAUCGCUGGUACAAUUGGCAAUUUGCUACCACUUGUGAAUCCACUAGGCACAUCGUGCCCGAUGACGAAGCAGACCUUGCAGCAUUCGUCAAGCAGCAGUAUCCGCAACGUGACUCGUAUAUCAUCAGUCUUACGAACUUGAAAAAUGUGACAAUCCACGACAAUAACACGGUCACUUUUGGUGCUGGUUGGGACCUUGUGGAUCUCAUCCCAAUGCUUCGCUCGCACAACUUGCAACCCUUAAACCUCGGCACUGAAAGAGUCCAGAAUUUCAUUGGUGCAUUCACUCCUGGCACCCAUGGCACUGGAAAGAAUCUGGGCAAUAUUGCAACUCAUGUUAUUGGCUUCCGUGUGAUGGAUGCAACUGGCAAGAUCCACAAGGUGGAUCAUUAUAACCAGCCAGAAGAACUGAAGGCGUUCAGGAUUUCCCUUGGCGCCCUCGGUCUGAUCACAGAGGUUACUAUCCAGGUGGAGCCGAUCUCGUACUUGAAGCGCACCACUGAGUUGAUUCCAGCAAGCCCAAACUUCACUCAGUUGUAUACAGAUGUAUACGAUUACUAUCAGAAGUAUGAUCGAAUGAUGGUGUGGGGUCCUCACAUGGACUGGGAUCCUAUCAAUUCAAACUGGAAAAUGGAAUCAAAUUUGACUAUCACUUACUGGGAGAACAGUACUGACACCGGUGUAUAUAAUUGCUCAACAAAUUAUUGCGCUAAUGGUUGUGGUGACUGUGAACGUCCCUACGUCUGCUAUGAUGUGGCAACAGAGGCCAUCUCCACACCUCCCCAGGGCGUAUGCAGUCGCUCGUUCUACGCAGAAAUUGAACAUUUCUUCCCAGUGGAGGACUUCGUGGAGGGGGCAACAAACUACACAAAUUUCCAACUUUCCCAGACGCCAAGGAUGAAAGACUACAACAACCACCAGAUGGUCUAUGAAUUGCGGUUUGUGAAGGGUGAUGACACAUGGAUGUCACCAGUUAACACCUACAAUCUUGGGCCCGAGCACAGCGGCAUCUUUGCUGUCAUUGAGAUUGACUGGUAUGCAACCUACAAUAACUAUGGCUCACUCUGGUUCUACCAGACCCUUGCUCAGGAGUUCAUUCCUGAAUUUGGGCACAUUUAUAACGUGCAUUCACACUGGAACAAGAUGUUGUGGUUUAAUAAAACAUAUGCUGAGUACAUUUAUCCUGAGCUAGAGAAGUUUCUAAUAAUCCAGGAGAGAAUGGAUCCACAUUGCCAGUUCGUGAAUGAAUUCUUGGUUAAUUCACUAGGCAUCAAUCGCUGUCGGGGCAUCUGCCCGCCAUAG
Aspergillus tanneri is the source of this 1377-nucleotide messenger RNA. RefSeq lists its product as uncharacterized. The coding region runs from base 1 to 1377 and encodes 458 amino acids. Gene Ontology annotation, molecular function: FAD binding; D-arabinono-1,4-lactone oxidase activity. Lineage: Eukaryota; Fungi; Ascomycota; Eurotiomycetes; Eurotiales; Aspergillaceae. Gene Ontology annotation, cellular component: membrane. The record is from RefSeq and is a predicted model, not a curated record. The transcript has 2 exons.